Messenger RNA from Protopterus annectens (West African lungfish), 2422 nucleotides. RefSeq names its product ATP binding cassette subfamily F member 2 (gene ABCF2). Gene Ontology annotation, molecular function: ATP binding; ATP hydrolysis activity. The coding region runs from base 141 to 2015 and encodes 624 amino acids. The record is from RefSeq and is a predicted model, not a curated record. The transcript has 17 exons. Lineage: Eukaryota; Metazoa; Chordata; Ceratodontiformes; Protopteridae.
GUCAGAGAGGGGACUCGUGAUUGGUGCUCAAACCGGUGGCACGCAGGGCGGUUGUGCUGUGCAAUUUUGGGCCGUUCAGCAGCAGCGUGAGGCAGAGGUUACUUUUUCUUAGUCAGAAUACUGUGAAACAACUGGAAAACAUGCCAUCUGAUCUGGCAAAGAAAAAGGCAGCUAAGAAAAAGGAAGCGGCAAAGGCUCGCCAGCGCUCAAAGAAAACUGCUGACUCAAAUGAAGUUGAAGAGAAUGGAGAUCUUGGGGUAGAACUGGAUAAUUCAGAAAAAGCAAAUGGAACAGAUGAUGUCAUUGAAAAACUGACGAAGGAACUUGAUGAUUUUGAGAUGAAGAAGGCAGCAGCAAGGGCUGUGACUGGUGUACUGGCAUCUCAUCCCAAUAGCACAGAUGUUCACAUUAUUAACCUUUCACUGACCUUUCAUGGACAGGAGCUACUCAGUGAUACCACAUUAGAACUAAACUCCGGGAGGCGGUAUGGUCUGAUUGGUUUGAAUGGCACAGGCAAGUCAAUGCUCUUAUCAGCCAUAGGUCAUCGUGAAGUGCCUAUUCCAGAACAUAUUGAUAUUUACCACUUAACACGGGAAAUGCCUCCAAGUGAAAAAACCCCUAUCCAAUGUGUGAUGGAGGUGGACAAUGAACGUGCUAUGCUGGAGAAAGAGGCAGAAAGAUUGGUACAGGAAGAUGCCGAUUGUGAAAAGCUAUCUGAGCUCUAUGAACGUUUAGAAGAGCUGGACGCUGACAAGGCUGAGAUGAGGGCCUCUCGUAUUUUGCACGGUUUGGGGUUUACACCAGCUAUGCAAAAGAAAAAGCUGAAAGACUUCAGUGGAGGCUGGAGGAUGAGAGUCGCAUUAGCCAGAGCCCUUUUUAUAAGGCCUUUCAUGCUGCUGCUGGACGAGCCUACAAAUCAUUUGGAUCUUGAUGCGUGUGUGUGGCUGGAGGAGGAAUUGAAAACGUAUUAUAGGGUGCCCAAGCUCAUAACACAUUCUUCUGAAACAUCUGGCUUAUGUAAUAAUGUUAUUAAACUCUCUGGGAUACACAACAGGUAUUACAGGGGCAAUUAUGAUCAGUAUGUCAAAACAAGAAUAGAACUGGAGGAAAAUCAAAUGAAGCGCUUCCACUGGGAACAGGACCAGAUUGCACAUAUGAAGAACUACAUAGCACGAUUUGGCCAUGGUAGUGCCAAGCUUGCCCGACAAGCCCAGAGCAAAGAAAAAACCCUACAGAAAAUGAUGUCUUCAGGAUUAACGGAAAAAGUUAUUAACGAUAAGACUUUAUCAUUUUAUUUCCUGUCUUGUGGUAAAAUUCCACCUCCUGUCAUCAUGGUGCAGAAUGUUAGCUUCAGAUACACACAAGAUGGGCCUUUGAUCUACAAGAACUUAGAAUUUGGUAUUGAUUUGGACACCCGGGUGGCACUGGUUGGACCCAAUGGAGCUGGAAAGUCAACUCUACUGAAGCUACUGGCAGGAGAUCUUUUACCUUCUGAUGGAAUGAUUCGCAAACAUUCUCACGUCAAGAUUGGGAGAUACCAUCAGCACUUACAAGAACAAUUGGAGUUAGAUUUAUCGCCUUUGGACUACAUGAUGAAGUGUUACCCAGAGAUAAAAGAGAAGGAAGAAAUGAGAAAGAUCAUUGGCAGAUAUGGUUUAUCUGGUAAACAGCAGGUUAGUCCUAUUAGAAACCUUUCGGAUGGACAGAAGUGCCGUGUCUGCUUUGCUUGGCUGGCCUGGCAAAACCCACAUUUAUUAUUCCUGGACGAACCUACAAAUCACCUGGAUAUUGAGACAAUUGAUGCCCUGGCUGAUGCUGUCAAUGAGUUUGAGGGAGGAAUGAUGCUAGUCAGCCACGAUUUCCGUCUUAUUCAGCAGGUUGCUCAGGAGAUCUGGGUUUGUGAAAAGCAGACUAUCACCAAAUGGCAAGGAGGUAUCUUAUCAUACAAGGAACAUUUGAAGUCAAAAAUCAAGGACAAUGACCCCCAGCUUACCAAACAGACACACAAUGUCUGAGUUUCCUUAAUGAAACAAACUGAAUAAAAAGAACUGACUUGAGUAUGAAUGCAGAGUUUGCAAGCUUCCCCCAUAAAGUGGUAUUAGAUUGCGUUUGUCUCUGUGCCUGCUAAGAAGCUUGCUUCAAGUGAAGCUCCCCACACAAACUACAUGGACAUUGCCUGUUUUUAUCUAUUUCAGUGCUGAUUUCCAUCAUCAUACUCCAGUUCACAGCAGGCCGUGGAGACUAAAUACCCUUUUAUAGUAAAAAAUGCAGAUUCUGACCGAAAAGGUCAGACUUUGCAAUGGAAAUGUGUUCUCUACUCCAGUUUUAUUUUUUCCAGAAUGCACUGUGAAAACUUUAUUUUAAUCGGUAUCAUAACUGCAGUAAGGUUUGCAAACAUUGGGGAAUAAAGAUUUAGUCUGUA